Amblyraja radiata (thorny skate) is the source of this 2611-nucleotide messenger RNA. RefSeq names its product cadherin-like protein 26. Lineage: Eukaryota; Metazoa; Chordata; Chondrichthyes; Rajiformes; Rajidae. The transcript is spliced from 17 exons. Gene Ontology annotation, cellular component: plasma membrane; adherens junction; catenin complex. Gene Ontology annotation, molecular function: beta-catenin binding; calcium ion binding; cadherin binding. Bases 272 to 2611 code for a protein of 779 amino acids. The record is from RefSeq and is a predicted model, not a curated record. Gene Ontology annotation, biological process: cell morphogenesis; adherens junction organization; multicellular organism development.
CCUGCCUAUUUCCUUCGAUGCUAACUCACCCGCUGAGUUUCUCCAGCAUUUUUGUCUUCCUUUGUAACUUUAUAAUAACCUGGGGAAAUGCUCUUGGGUUCUGUAAUCUGCAAUUACUGGUGGAGUUUCAAGGCGAGAAAGAACCUUGAAGUACUGCAAUUUGCUCGUCAUCAGAAACAGGAAUUUCAAGUUAUGCAAUUGGAUCUUAUUGUGCCCUAACACAAUAAAUAAGCCAUCGGCAACUGCGAUUUGCAAAAACUGCGUUUCCAUCAUGGUGCUUGGUUUCUAUGCAUUGGUGCUUUUCUUCAUUACUGAAAUCUGCAGUGUCGAAGGGCAGGGGUCGAUUAUACUGCAUCGGGAAAAGAGAAGAUGGAUUACUGCUACUUUUCGGAUGAUUGAAGACGAUCCUGGGCCUUAUCCCAAAGAAGCAAUAAAGUUAAACAAUGACAAGUCACAAAACCACACACUGAUAUUUAUCAUUUCGGGUGAGGGAGUUGAUCGAAAUCCUGAGAAAGAGUUGUUCAAGGUUAACAAAAAUACUGGGCAAAUAUAUAUUACUCGCAAGGUUGAUCGAGAGCAAACAAAAUCAUUGACGUUUAAAAUAGAUGUACAUGAAGAGGGUACCUCGAAUGCAUUAGAUGAUCAUAUGAUGUAUAAAAUUGAAGUUAUUGAUAUCAAUGACAAUAAUCCGAAAUUCACUCGAGAUGUAUAUGAGGUGCAUAUAUUGGAAAGUACAUUUCCAGGGACAGAAAUCUACCAAAUUAAGGCCGUUGAUCCUGAUGAAAGAGAGAAUGGGACAGUCGUAUACUCUAUUGUUUCUCAAAACCCUACAAAACCUUCAAAUAUGUUUAAGAUUCAUCCAAAUAAUGGAUCCAUUCUUCUUCAACAAUGCUUAAACUAUGAGACCCUCAAGUCUUAUACUUUGGUCAUUAAAGCAAGAGACAAAGGACACAAUAUGUUGUCCUCUUCUGCAGAAGUGAGGAUCAAAGUGAUUGAUUCCAAUAACAAUCUUCCUGUUUUCACUCUGGAAAGUGCUGAAAUAACUAUCAAUGAGUCUGAUAAGGAUGUUGUUAUAUUGCGAGUGGGUGUUACUGACCGAGACACUCCCAACACCCCAUCCUGGAGAGCAAAGUAUCAAGUCACAGAAGGGAAUGAACAUAAAAAUUAUAAGAUGGAAACAGACCCAGCAACAAACAAUGGAGUACUGAUGCUGAUAAAGCAUUUGGAUUAUGAGGCUGGUCCUGUCAGGAACAUUAAGAUAAGCGUGGAGAAUGAAGAGCCACUAUUUAUAUGUCCUGGAAUGAAAGACACCAUUAAUACAAAACCUCAACAUUUAACUGUGCUGAUUACCGUGAACGAUUUGAAUGACCCUCCAGUAUUUAAUCCUCCUGUGCUGAUCGUUCAUGAGAUCGAAGGUCAGAAGCCUGGAAAGGUUCUGGGAAAAUUCAAUGCUUCUGACACAGAUGUAUUUUAUAAGCAUUCCAUCAAGUACUAUCGAGCUUUUGAACCAGCAGAAUGGGUGACUGUAGAUGUGGACACUGGUGUUGUCACAACAGUGCAAGAAUUGGAUAGAGAAUCACCUUAUGUGAAUAAAAGUGUUUACACAUUUACAGUACACGCAGUUGAAGAGGGUAAGAUUCCUGAGACGUCAACUGGCACAAUGUCUCUCGUUUUGGCAGACAUUAAUGACAACCUGCCAUUUCUUACGACAACACACCAAGAGAUGUGUGAUGAAAAUGGCAUCCCGUUUGUAACAGUCGCAGCAAAUGAUGCUGAUGUGGAACCCUUCGGUGGCCCCUUUAUAUUUGAACUGUUGGACAAUGAAGAACAUAUUAAGAAAAACUGGAAAUUAGGCAAAGCCACAGAUUACAACGUUCAGCUCGAAAGAAUAAGGAAAAUUCCCAUUGGAGAUUACGUCAUACCUUUCAAAAUCCGAGAUAGGCAGGGAAUUAGCCAGGAAACUUCGAUGAAUUUACACGUUUGCCAUUGUGUUGAUGGGAUUACAUGUCCUCUUCGAAAGUCUGCAACAGCCGCCUUGGGUGGGGCCGCUAUUGGACUUCUCUUUGCUGGUUUAUUGUUCUUGAUCUUGGGUUUAUGUCUGCUCCUGUUUUGUUCGUUUACAAAGAAGUUUACGAAAUCUUUCAGUGAACCAGUGUGGACCUUAAUUAAAUACAAUGAUGAAGGAAUUAUAGUAGACAGCAAGAAGCCACCAAGUAUUCAUUCAUCAACAGAAGUUUUCAAUGAUGGCGGACUGGGUAUUGGAAGUAAUUUUCCAAUCCGUUCUGCCAUGCAAGGAAAUAAUUAUGAAGAAGAACAAAUGUUCCCAUAUGAAGCUGAUGGGCGGAGAAUGACUAACACGUUACCAAGGCACAGCAUGCAUGGUUGGACUAACAGGCGCAAUUUGGGAAGUUCAUCACAUGGAGCCUCGACUCUCAAUCCGAGGAAUUAUUCGUGCAAUUAUGGUGCCCAAGACAUGCACACCAGGCAAUAUUUGGGAAGUUCAUCACAUGCAGCCUCGGCUUUCAAUCCAAGGAAUUAUUCGUUCAAUUAUGGUGCCCAAGACAUGCCCACCAGUCAAUAUUCGCAUGCUCAAAGUGGUACAGGAAACUAA